GACCAAGCCAUCCGCCGAAUCGACGUUUACCCCGUUCCAUAUAUUGCUGCAGAGAGAGCCUGCGGGCUGACUUGCUAGUUCGUCGCUUCUCUCGUUUCCACGCCCUCGUUUCGAUUCAUCGUCGAUAACUGAUUUGAACUGGUCGAAAGGGGCGGCGGAAUGUCGCAAACCGUGACUCGCGCCGACUCCGUCGAGGAGCAGGAUCCUCACAACUCCAGGGAGGACAAGAAACCCAAGAGCAGGAGACCUGCAAAUACUGCGUUUCGACAACAAAGAUUGAAGGCAUGGCAACCGAUUCUUACACCGAAAACUGUCCUUCCGCUAUUCUUUGCCGUGGGAAUCAUAUUUGCGCCUAUUGGAGGGCUCUUGAUAUGGGCUAGUUCACAGGUUGAGGAAAUUGUAAUCGAUUAUUCAAAGUGUGAAACCGACGCUCCACUGGGAAGCGGCAAUGCCCGUUCGAUCCCGGAAGAGAACGUUCGAGCUUCGUUUAGAUCUCAGAAGCCAAUAUCCCAACUUCAAUGGUAUCGAACGGAGAACCAGGCAGUACAGCUUCACUCCGGCGUGGUCAAAAACGAUACCACUGUUUGCUCUUUGAUAUUCGAGAUUCCCAAUGAUAUCGGCCCUCCUGUGUAUUUCUACUAUCGCUUGGAUAAAUUCUAUCAAAACCAUCGCCGUUACGUGAAGUCACUUGACUUGGAACAACUUAAAGGGAAGGCUCUCUCGAACGGCACUAUCGGCAGCAGUGCAUGUGACCCGCUUCGAUUGAAUCCGGACGGGAAAGCAUACUAUCCCUGCGGUCUGAUCGCGAAUUCGCUUUUUAACGACACUUUUUCCAGCCCGGUCAAGGUUGGAACUAGCCCCAACGAGACAUUUGAGAUGACCAACCAAGGAAUAUCCUGGGCUUCAGACCGGGAGUUGUAUGGGCCUACAGAAUACAGCUACGACCAGGUCGUUCCACCUCCGAACUGGAAAGAAAUGUAUCCCGAUGAUUAUACGGAAGACUACCCCCCACCCAAUCUCCGGGAGUGGGAGGAAUUUCAAGUAUGGAUGAGAACGGCAGGCCUGCCGACUUUUAGUAAGCUUGCAAGGCGAGCUGAUAACAAGACCAUGACUGCUGGUCUUUAUCGAAUUGACAUCAAUUAUUAUUUUCCUGUCCUGAAAUAUGACGGAAAGAAAUCGAUUGUCCUUACUACCACCACUGUGAUGGGUGGAAAAAACCCGUUUAUGGGAAUCGCAUAUGUCGUCGUGGGCGGUUUGUGCAUCGUUCUAGGCGCACUUUUCACUUUGGCCCACUUGAUUAAGCCAAGAAAACUUGGUGAUCAUAGGUACCUCACCUGGAAUAACGAGCAGUCGCCUACGGCCAUGACUACCGGGCGCGAUGCUGGUUUUGGUGGCUAAAUGAUGAUGAACGUUAAAUGGUUAUUACAGCUACCUUUCCGCUUUGAUUUUGAAGAGCUGCUUGUACACUUUUGUUUGAUUUCCCCUUCAUGGUUAUAUACGUUUGGGUACUCAAGGCAGGUUCUAGGGUGGGUUGAGUCGGCGUUUACAGAAGAUAUUGGUCUCAUGGGCAAUUAGCCUUCGUUUGCUUCUAUGUCUUUUUAUCCUUGGAGGGUUUGGCUUCAUUUGGCUUUGCAUGUCUUCCGCUACAUUUCUAUUUGAGCCCCUCUAAUAGGGCUAUUAUUACCUUAGUUUCCACUUUCGGCGCCUUGAAUUUCUCAAAAGCCAAUACGGAGUACGACUCCCGAAAUAACCACCCUACAAUAAAAAGGAGCAUGGGAAACUAGUG
Messenger RNA from Coccidioides immitis RS, 1786 nucleotides. Its product is annotated as LEM3/CDC50 family protein. The transcript has 6 exons. NCBI's taxonomy places the organism in Eukaryota, Fungi, Ascomycota, Eurotiomycetes, Onygenales, Onygenaceae. Bases 160 to 1398 code for a protein of 412 amino acids. Gene Ontology annotation, cellular component: plasma membrane; endoplasmic reticulum; Golgi apparatus. The record is from RefSeq and is a predicted model, not a curated record.